This is a messenger RNA of Cimex lectularius (bed bug), 930 nucleotides long. RefSeq lists its product as uncharacterized. NCBI's taxonomy places the organism in Eukaryota, Metazoa, Arthropoda, Insecta, Hemiptera, Cimicidae. The record is from RefSeq and is a predicted model, not a curated record. Bases 183 to 716 code for a protein of 177 amino acids. The transcript is spliced from 4 exons.
GAUAACGGAGAAGGUUACGCACUUGUUACCUUGAAAGGACCAAUCAGCAGUCGCCGCUCGUUUGUUAGCCUUUUUGCACUCGGCGUCUUCAUUUGAGCAGGCAUUUUAUUUCCAGCAACGUAAAUAAUUUUUAGUUAAAUUAUUUAUUAUUAAAGAACAAGAAGCGACGAUAUUUUUCGAAUAUGAAUAAUAAAAUGUCUAAACAUGGCCAAGAUAUAUUCAGAAUCAUAAUGAGCCAUAAUAAAUCCAAAUUAAAAACGAAGGGUGUGAGGCUGUUGAACGAUGCAAUCAAAGCCAUGAGGAUGGCAUCCGACAAAUUGGAUAAGCUCAGUGUCUUCUUGAUAAUCUCCCAACGCCAGGCUGAUGUCAAAAGGCUGAAAAAGGAAAUUGCAUCAAAUAAAAUGAUAGAAGAUGGCAAUCAACAUAAUCAUCCCCCUGAAGAAGGAAGAAGCAACAGUGUUACAACAAGAAAUUCAAAUGAUGAUGAUGGAGUGAUUUUUUAUUUAAAAUGCUAUAGAAACAUGCUGCCUGAAGAGGAAAUUGUAAAGGUGCUUAGAAGUUUGAACCUCACAAACUUUGAAAUAAACUUGACCCAUCGGCUUCAUAAUUGGAGCAUGUGUUCAAUUCAUAUAAAAGAUCCCGAUGUUUAUUUUCCAACUGUAAGAAAGGCCUUAAAAGUCGCCAUAAAAGGAUGCAGUCUCAUGGAUAGUGUCUGAUGUCAUUGAAGGAAAAAAUUCACUUCGCUGACUUGUUUUUUUAUUUUUAUUUUUUUUUUAGCUUUUGUGCUAAUUAUAAUUCCAGACGAAACUUUAAAUUGUAAUAAAUAAAUAUCCCAACAUAACACUUCUUAUGCUUUUAUAUUGUAUUGCUUAAUUUUUAAAAUUGUAUAAGUCAUUAUUUUAUACCAACAAUAAAUAGCUGAAAGUUCUU